Harpegnathos saltator (Jerdon's jumping ant) is the source of this 1135-nucleotide messenger RNA. RefSeq lists its product as uncharacterized. Bases 509 to 1135 code for a protein of 208 amino acids. The transcript has 5 exons. NCBI's taxonomy places the organism in Eukaryota, Metazoa, Arthropoda, Insecta, Hymenoptera, Formicidae. The record is from RefSeq and is a predicted model, not a curated record.
AGUAAUGAUUACGAUUCUUUGAAAAAUUGAAAAUUAGAAAUAACAUAACAAGCAAAUAACCAAACCUGUGCGAGCAAUCUAUUAGCAGUAUUUGUGACACAAUCCUCCAUUACAUUUAAGACCUUCUGAAGCUUAUCUUGGCUACAUUCCCUAAUUCACUGCCAGUACUGAAAAUCUAUAGUUCAUGUAACGUAUACUAUAGCAUUUCAAUGCUGUCAGUGAAUUACAGAACGCAGCCCUUGAGACACUUCGUAGCCAAUGAAAUAAUCCGUGCAACAUUUGAUUAGAUAGUUCAGCAGUGCAAUUCCAAACAACAGACCUCAUGACUUCCCACCGAAAAGAAACGUGCGGUUCAAGGAUCCGAUAUUUAUCAAAGGUUUACAACGGAAUUGACACAAUAUUCGGACUGUACCAGUAGUACUUGGUUGUUGUCUUCCGUCUUCACACAAUUAUCGCCAUAGAAAUUAUCUAAUUUUAUGAAUUACUUGCUGGUAAACUCCUCGAUAAGAUGUAUUACGUCGUAUUUUGGGACGAAUACUGCCAAGUCGUUCCCGAUUCUUGGGUAAACUUUAAUGCAAAAACAUUUACGUUUCCAUUGUCUAAAAAAAAUAUUACCAAUACAAUAAAGAAGAAGAUAAAUCCUGGAAAUGAUUGGAACAUCAGUCAUUUUCAUAAAAUUUUAGGACCUUACAAUACAUUUGAUAAGGCUCGGGAAGCAGAAAAAUCUUGUAUUGAUAUAUCCACUUCGGAUGAUAUUCAAUUUGCUUCUUUAAAUGAACCAAUCCAAACAUUGCCUCUGAAACGUUUGAUAACGAAAAAAAAAUUUUAUGACGAUGAAUCGAAUAAUUACGUGAAUAAUUGUAAUAUUUCCAAGAAAUAUAAAUCAAAUCAACAUCCCCCAUCAAAUUAUAAAAUACACGAAGGGAUUGGAGCUACAUCUACAAAUGUUGAACUUGAGAAAAAUUCAUUACAUUUUAGAUCAGUGAGUUCGGAAUAUAACGUGCAGAAGCGGGAGGAAGAUAAAAUUUUAUCCGUCAAAAAUAAUCCAUCUAAUUGCAAUGUCCCUUCACCUUUAAAUGAACACCAAUUUUCAAUUCAAGUUUUUCAUGAGGAUGAGCAAGAUGAUAAGAGAUGA